Messenger RNA from Trematosphaeria pertusa, 1842 nucleotides. RefSeq names its product carbohydrate-binding module family 20 protein. Lineage: Eukaryota; Fungi; Ascomycota; Dothideomycetes; Pleosporales; Trematosphaeriaceae. Gene Ontology annotation, biological process: polysaccharide catabolic process. Gene Ontology annotation, cellular component: fungal-type vacuole. The record is from RefSeq and is a predicted model, not a curated record. Bases 1 to 1842 code for a protein of 613 amino acids. Gene Ontology annotation, molecular function: glucan 1,4-alpha-glucosidase activity; starch binding. The transcript has 3 exons.
AUGCUCAAAGGUGUUCUCCUGUUCCUUUCCGCGGCUAGCUCGCUUCUUCCCUCUGCCUAUGGCAUUCCAGCUUCAGUUGCGUUCAAUAAACGGGCAGCGCUCGACGACUGGAUAGCAAACGAGACAUCCACUGCCCUGGCUGGCAUCCUCGCGAACAUUGGAUCUACGGGAGCCAAAUCGUAUGGAGCGGGUACUGGCUUGGUGCUGGCUAGCCCGUCCACUACGAACCCAGACUACUUCUACAUCUGGACGCGCGAUUCGGCACUAGUCUUCAAGACAUUGGUAGACCGCUUCAUCGCCUCGGGAGACACAAACCUGCAACUCGAAAUCAACGACUACAUCUCCGCGCAGGCCAAACUGCAAACCGUCUCCAACCCCUCCGGCGUUCUUUCCAACGGCGCCGGCCUCGGAGAGCCCAAGUUCAACCCUGACGGGACAGCUUUCACAGGAGACUGGGGACGCCCGCAAAGAGACGGUCCGGCCCUACGCGCUACAGCACUCAUCGCAUACGGCCGCUGGCUUCUCUCGAACGGCUAUAGCUCCGCAGCUACCAACAUCGUCUGGCCCAUUGUCCGCAACGACCUGCAAUACGUCGCGCAGUACUGGAACCAAACCGGCUUCGACCUGUGGGAGGAAGUCCAGGGCUCUAGUUUCUUCACGACCGCGGCGCAGCACCGCGCGCUCGUCGAAGGCAGCGCGUUCGCGAGCGCCGUCGGAUCGAGCUGUGCGAACUGCGACGCGCAGGCGCCCCAGGUGCGUUGCUUCCUGCAGCAAUACUGGAAUGGGCAGUUCGUCGUUGCGAAUAUCAACACGAAUAUUGGGAGGAGUGGGAAGGACGUGAAUGCGAUAUUGGCGAGUAUCCAGACUUUUGAUCCUAGUGCUGGCUGCGACGAUGUCACGUUCCAGCCUUGCUCGCCAAGGAUGCUGGCCAACCAUAAAGUCGUGACGGACUCGUUUCGCACGGUGUAUGGUACUAAUAAUGGGAUUGCUGCUGGCGAGGCUGUGGCGGUGGGACGGUAUCCAGAGGAUGUGUACUUCAACGGAAACCCCUGGUACCUCGCCACCCUAGCCGCAGCCGAGCAACUCUACUCCGCCCUCCACCAAAUCACCAAAGCAGGCUCCAUAACCAUAACAUCUACCUCGCUCCCCUUCUGGAAAGCCAUCUACUCCGCCGCCGCAACCGGGACGUACGCUUCCUCGUCCUCGACAUUCUCCGCCCUCACCUCAGCUCUCACAUCCUACGCCGACGGCUACACCGCCCUCGUGCAAAAAUACACACCCUCUUCCGGCGCCCUCGCUGAGCAAUUCGACAAAAGCACAGGCUCCCCCCUCUCAGCCGCCGACCUAACCUGGUCCUACGCCGCCUUCCUAACCAUGGCCUCCGCGCGCUCCAACACCAGCCUCCCCGCAUCCUGGGGCGCCGCAGCCGCGAACACCCUCCCCACAGUCUGCAGCCCAUCCUCCUCCUCCUCCGGCUCCUACACCCCGGCAACUGACACAUCCUGGCCCAGCUUCCCCUGCACGCCCGCCUCUAGCGUGCAAACCACGUUCAACGUGCUCGCGCCGACGACCCCGGGGCAGGACAUCUACGUCGUGGGCUCGGUUGCGCAGCUGGGGGGCUGGGACACGGCGAGCGCGGUGCUGCUGAGCGCGGAUAGGUACAGAAGUGAUAUGCCGCUCUGGUAUGGCAGCGUGGUGCUGGCGCCGGGGACGAGCGUGGAGUAUAAGUAUAUCCGGAAGGAUGCCGGGGGCGGUGUGGUGUGGGAGAGCGAUCCGAAUCGGGAGUUUACGGUGCCGGGGGGUUGUCGGAGCGCGGCUGCGGUGGGGGAUAGUUGGCGUUAA